Durio zibethinus is the source of this 1148-nucleotide messenger RNA. RefSeq names its product chorismate mutase 3, chloroplastic-like. Lineage: Eukaryota; Viridiplantae; Streptophyta; Magnoliopsida; Malvales; Malvaceae. Gene Ontology annotation, molecular function: chorismate mutase activity. Gene Ontology annotation, cellular component: cytoplasm. Gene Ontology annotation, biological process: aromatic amino acid biosynthetic process; chorismate metabolic process. The record is from RefSeq and is a predicted model, not a curated record.
GUCAGUUUGUGUGAAAAAAAAAAUCAUCAAUGGAGGCCAAGCUACUUCAAAAACCAUUUUCUUUCGUUCUGAACCAAAAUGCUUUGAAAUCUUCAAGACCCACAUCACGUUUCACACACAAAACAACUUUCAAAGUUAUUGGAUCGACUUUGGGUGCAAAUGUGUAUCGUUCUCUUGGAGUUUCCUCUUCUUCAUCAAACAUAAGGUUUUCAAAGAAUCAAAGGGUGGAUGAGAGUGAGAACCUGACCCUCAACAGUAUAAGACACUCCUUAAUUCGACAAGAAGAUAGCAUAAUAUUUAGCCUUUUGGAGAGAGCUCAGCAUUGUUACAAUCCAGCCACAUAUAACGAAGAUGCAUUCGCCAUGGAUGGAUUUCAUGGGUCUUUGGUUGAGUUCAUGGUCAUGGAAAACGAAAGGCUGCAUGCUCAGUUGGGCAGAUACAAAAGUCCAGAUGAGCAUCCCUUCUUCCCAGCGUAUCUACCUGAACCAAUGCUUCCACCUUUGCAAUACCCGAAGGUUUUGCAUCACUGUGCUGGUUCCAUUAAUAUAAACAAUAAGGUUUGGAAUGUGUAUUUUGGAGAGCUUCUACCAAGAUUGGUGGAAGCUGGGGAUGAUGGUAAUUGUGGGUCUACUGCUGUUUGUGAUACAAUUUGCUUACAGGCACUUUCAAAAAGAAUUCACUAUGGUAAGUUUGUAGCAGAAGCAAAAUUUCGAGAAUCCCCUCAAGCGUAUGAGGAUGCCAUCAGAGCAAAAGAUAGGUCUCGACUGAUGGAGUUACUGACAUAUGAAACAGUGGAAGCAGCAGUGAAAAAGAGAGUGAAUAUGAAAACGAAAACAUACGGUCAAGAGGUAGAGAUUGACGGGGCUGGUGUUGCAGCAGAUCCUGAUCCUGUAUACAAAAUCAAGCCAAGUUUAGUUGCCGAUCUCUAUGGCCAUUGGAUCAUGCCCUUAACAAAGGAAGUUCAGGUUGAAUACUUGUUGCGAAGGUUGGACUGAAGUGAAGAGAACCGUUUACUUUCAGCUUCCCUCACCACAGACCAAGAGAAAGAAACCACAACAUUUAUGAAUAACAGUAUCUUUUUCAGGUUAAUUACAGAGUCUUAGUUUUUAUUAUUUAUAGCACAGCUUUCCCAGAAAAUAUCCUGCAGU